AUGACUUUGCGAAAUCCUGAACGGCUGUUCACCCAAGAAGGCUACGAGAAUGACGACGAAGGCGAUGAUUUCGUUCCGACCUUGUCUCAAGUAAUAGGCCAGCCAGUGCAGCCGCCGAUCAGACACCCCACCCCCGACAUUAUUAUUCAUCCCAUCUUCACAGACUUUAGUCCCCAGACACUGGCCCAAUAUCUUCGGAGCGAGAUUGAGAAGUUACGUACCCCCGCGAAGCAUGCUUCUUCUUCAACCAAAGGAAAGGGAAGAACGCAGUAUCAACCUUCAUCACCACCGAGCCGAACCCGCGUUUCAAAAUACUCUAGAAGCGCAAGUGCUAAGAACAUCCGUCCCAUCUUUCGGCCUGCGACAGUGGAACGCCUCCUGCAACAAGAGAGCAAUGCGACUUCCUCUCUGGCAGUGACAUGGGCGGGCGAGAUACCGCAGACACAACCAGACGAUGGUGCAAACGCCUUGUCUGCCAGUGACACUCGAGGCCUGGAUCCUUCCCCUCCCGACAACUCCACGCUCCCAGCACCUUUGUCUAGCUCUCCGAACUCUUCUCAAGGACAGACCAGUAGUUCGACGUCGAGCGCACGUCGGUCCAAUCGAUUAGCAGGAAGAGGACCAAAUCUCGCCGGAGUUGCUGACGGACAGGACCAUCAGCUCAUCGGUCGAAGACCUUCCAAAGAUCUCCUCCAUUCUUAUCGAUCGAUUUGCGCUGCAGACUCUGAGAACACUGAUCCUACGAGUACAUCUUUGCUUGGGGGAUCCCAGUCUAGGAGAUCUAAUUUUGAAGCUCACACGAAAAGUAAGAGAGAGGCUGGAAGAGCAGUGACUGAUGUUAGCACCACCAGUCUAGAAGAGACAGAUGUUUUUGGUGGACAGCCUAGCAACAAGGCUCGCCCUAGGAAGGCACCAGCUCGUCCGAAUGACCUAGUUCCUGUCAUUCCUUUGGAUGGAUACUUUGCAGACUCUGAGUCGAACAGUCUACACAAUCUACAAGAAGAAGAUACCCUUCUGGGGGAAGGCUCUGGAAACUCUCACUCUAGCCAUUCUCACAACCUACAGGAAGAAACUACCUCUUCGGAUACUAUGUUAAUUGCAGGUAAUCUUGAUGCCAUGCAAUUAUCAUUUUUAGAGCGACCACCACAAUCCGGCACUGCUCGCAGCUGGGCUCCCGUUCCUUUUGAUUACAGUCAAGUCGUUCCGGAGUCGAUUCCGAAAUCCUACACCAAAGACUUUCUCGACCUGGUUCGGAAACCGAAAAUAGCUCUGGCAACAUCAGCUGGAGAUCGAGACCCUCAAAAUGCGGACAAUCCACCUGCCGUGGCGCAAAGCGAGGAGCGAUUAGACGAGAAGCUAUUCCGACUAGCCGAGAAGUCAUUUCCUCGAGUGCUUCCCUCGACUUCUCUUCCGUUCCUGAUGGAACCCAAGACAAAAAUCUCCCGGGCGAAAGGUGGCAGACUAGCGAAGUUAUCUGAUAAUGCAUUCUCGAAGACAUCCCCCGCAAGAGGCCUCGAGGACUUUAAUGCGGAUCUCUGGCUAAGCAUCACCAAGUAUCUUUCAACGCGCGAUAUCGGAAUUCUUCGUCUCGUCAACUCUGAAUUUUGUGAGGCGCUCUCACCCAUACAGUUUCGGAAUGUUGUGAUCAACUUCGAUAAGCCAUUGUUCAACAACUGCAACGAUGAUUGGAACAGUAAGAGCAGCUACCUUCCCCAGAACUCUAUGUUUCAGAAAUACGGUGACAAUCUCAACCAACUGGGCAUAUCCUUCGAGUACGAUAUUGUGGGCCUCUCAAAGGCAAGACCCAAAGUCAUUGAAAAGGUGCAGGAGGCAUGGUUUGGAAGUUUUACUUGGCCGACUGAGCAUUAUCCUCGCUUUCCAGAGCUCCAGAAGAUCGAAGACCUCGUAGACAACAACCGCCCAUUGCUCAAGGAGGCCUUUAAAUACGUCAACAAGGCUUCUGAACUGGGCCUUUGUAUUGACAGUGGCCAUGGCUGGCUUGAAGGUCCAGAUAUGUCUGAUAUGGCGGUCCUGUCUCGACGAGCGAGCAGGGGCAGUAAGAUCUUCGGCAAGACAUUUCAAGGCGAAGACGUGUUAGAUAAGCUCUGUCGCAAUGAAUACUUCAAAUGGGCACAACAAAACAGCAUUCAUGAAGCAAUCAAGAAUGCCAUCCAGGCUCCGAGUUAUUCUGCUUCCAUCGCCGCCGUCGCUACAGAAGUCCGGUGGCUCGAGAAAAGACCGAUCCGAGAAAUGGAUAGCUUCAAGAUUCAACAUGAGCAGGAAGAUUUUGACCCAGAAUCUCACGUUGGAGGUGCUCCCGGCUCAAUUGCACACCACGGAGUUGGCAAUCCCAAUCCUCACGUGAACUGGGCCCAAAUCAAUCCUGGGCCGCCUCACAACGCAGCUGUCCGUCACCAACGCGUAACAGGGAAUCGUCAGGCUUCAGCGAAGAAGCAGCCACAAUGGCCAUUGAUCUUUAAUGGUCACAACAUCGCCGCGGAGAUGGGAGGCCACUGCGCUUUUGUUCAAAACAAAACCGCACUUCCUCUGAGCGCUGACCUUCGCCCCGGAUCUUUAACAGAGGCACAGGCACAAUGGCUGAUGGAAACGGCAUGGGCGCAACGUGCAUUUUUGUCUGCCUACACAACAGCUAUCAUUACCAACAAAACCAAUUUCACACGUAUUCAUACUCUACGCAUAAGCAAGCUUUCGUCUGGGCUCCUUUCAUCCCUCGCGCAGAAAGAAUUCUGGACAUCCCUUCCCAGCUUGGGGAGGCUACAGAUGUUGAUCAGCCCUGAUUGGAGGCAAGAGCAUAUCACAGGGGAUCGGUUCUACCAGACAAGCAUGCCCAUCCCACCUCACACCGCGGCCGAGAAAUUCACACAGUUUCUCAGACUUUAUGUCCUGCCCAUUGAGAGCCUUCACAGCCUGUCGAUUGGCUAUGUUGGAGGUGGUGAGCAUGGGGUGGGAAUAUUCGCUCGUAAUCAGCACGUCCUCCCUGCUCCAAUCGUUGAGGACCCCAGAGGCUGGCUUCAUGAGAACGAUACUGGGAGGCCCCGCUCAGAACUCACCAAGUUCGAGCAUAUUCGAGAUCUUGGAUUCGAAAACUGUUGGUUCAGCCCUGAAAUGCUUCAGGAUUUCAUGAGUCAGAGCCACGACACGAGCUUGCACUCGUUGACUCUCGACUCUGUCAGCUUACUAACUCAACACGAUCCAUCUAUCGAUCAGCCGUUGACCACUGGUGGAAGCAAUCUCCGAUGUCACCACGUGCGCGAAGAAUGGCUACACGAAGAAUUGCCAAGUAGCGCAACAUGGACACGUGUCAUCGACAGUAUUACCCCCGGUGUCACGUUGAUGGAACAUAAAUAUGCCGCUGGGCUCAUUGAUGAGACCACAACCCCCCAACCUGCCAAAGCAUUCCGAGGCCAUAUUCAGAAGAUCAUUCUCAACAGUUGCGGAUAUGUCAAGAUUACGUUGCCGAGAGGUGUGACGAACACCACCUUCAACCAAUGCUCUGCUGUGAUGCAUUUGGUCAGUCCUGUGGACUCUGGUAUUCGUGCUCGUCGAGAACGGUUUAGUCGACUGAUCAACCUCACUGGAACAGAGAUGCACGACCUAGGAUUGCCAACGCCUUUGGGUCGUAUGCAAGAUCAGCAUGAUAUCGGUUCCAACCGAACCAUGAUGAGUACUUCCUCACCAGAUGGAGAGGUGUAUCCGUGGCUUGGGACUCUGACGCAGUGCGUCCACCCUAUUGAGAAGCGCGUCUUGGAAAUGGCUUGGGGUCUGAAAUUUGGAUGGUCAGACCGCCUCGAAAGAUGGGCAUCGGUAGAGGAUGGUUUCUAUGAAGGCGGAACUGGUCGAUUUACGGGAAUUAUCGACAAGGAUACGAGGCCACAAGGAAAGUCUUAG
Exophiala aquamarina CBS 119918 is the source of this 3909-nucleotide messenger RNA. RefSeq lists its product as uncharacterized. The transcript has a single exon. Bases 1 to 3909 code for a protein of 1302 amino acids. Lineage: Eukaryota; Fungi; Ascomycota; Eurotiomycetes; Chaetothyriales; Herpotrichiellaceae. The record is from RefSeq and is a predicted model, not a curated record.